AUGCCUGGCAUUCAGUACUACGAACUCAACUUCACCUUCCAGAAUGGCGACACGCUCCCCCUCCGCCUGGCGUAUCGCGAGUUCAACGUAGACAGCAGCAGGACAGCACUUAUCCCAACAUGCUUCCGCGGACGCAUCAACACGACCCUGAACUUCGCCAACGGAGCACUCCGCGACUACCGAGUCAUCGUGGUCGCCCUCCUCGGCAACGGAGAGUCCUCGAGUCCGUCAAACACGGCCAAUUUCCCCUCGACCAUCGAAUACCAGGACUGUGUCAGGGCCCAGCACAGCUUAGUCACGGAAUACUUGAAUAUCCCAGUACUGGACGUCGUGGCUGGCUUUUCCAUGGGCGGACAGUGUGCAUAUCACUGGGCAGCGAUGUACCCGGAGAUGGUCCAACGCGCGGUGGUUAUAUGUUCAUCCGCGAGGACCAGUCUGCAUAACUAUCAGUUUCUGGAGGGUCCGAAGGCUGCUCUUAUCCAUUCUGUUGAUUACAACUCUUCGGUUUCAAAUGCACAGCCUAUUCGCGGUCUCCAUGCAUUCGGAAGAGCGUACUCCGCGUGGCUCACCAGCGCCGAAUGGUUCGAGCAGCGGCUCUUCGAGAAACAGGGGUUUAGCUCUCUGGCUGAAUGGGCUGGAGUGAUAGGUGGUAAGAAUUACGAGGACUGGCAUCCUGACGAUCUGCUGGCCAUGCUGGGGAUGUGGCAGCGGUCCGACCUGAGCAAUGAGAUGGGCCUGGAAAGUGCACUACGCAGGCUGAAGGCAAGGAUCCUGCUUAUGCCUUGUCGUACGGACCAGUACUUCAAGUGGGAGGCAAGUCAGAAGGAGGUUGAGUUUCUGCAGUCUGGGGAACUGGCGGUGAUUCCGUCAGUCUGGGGUCAUCUUGCUGGAGGAGGGAGUAAUAACGAAGAUACUGAGUGGAUGGACAGGCAGAUCAGGUCUUUUCUUAGUAAAUAA
Messenger RNA from Aspergillus versicolor CBS 583.65, 957 nucleotides. RefSeq lists its product as uncharacterized. Gene Ontology annotation, biological process: biosynthetic process. The record is from RefSeq and is a predicted model, not a curated record. NCBI's taxonomy places the organism in Eukaryota, Fungi, Ascomycota, Eurotiomycetes, Eurotiales, Aspergillaceae. The coding region runs from base 1 to 957 and encodes 318 amino acids. The transcript has a single exon. Gene Ontology annotation, molecular function: acyltransferase activity, transferring groups other than amino-acyl groups.